This is a messenger RNA of Trypanosoma brucei brucei TREU927, 270 nucleotides long. RefSeq lists its product as hypothetical. The record is from RefSeq and is a predicted model, not a curated record. The transcript has a single exon. NCBI's taxonomy places the organism in Eukaryota, Euglenozoa, Kinetoplastea, Trypanosomatida, Trypanosomatidae. The coding region runs from base 1 to 270 and encodes 89 amino acids.
AUGAAGCUGACAGCGGUAUCGACAUUCGUGGCGUGCUGUUAUUUCCAGUUUUGUCAUCUCCUUUUGUCUCGUUUUAUUUUUAUUUUCAUGCACAUGAUCCAUUUUCCCUCCGUAGUGUUAUGCGCUCUCUUUGCGUGUCAUAAUGCCAUUUGGUGCAUGCACGAAUUGUGCGGGUUGGCGUUAGAAGUGAUGGGAUCAACGUUGGUGGGUAUGGGGGGGGGAGGUAAGGGAGUAACGAAGGCUUUUAUGUUUCGUCGCCGUUCACAUUAA